GGCUUCGCUUCCCCACUUCUCCCCUGAUUCGCUGGGGCCUCGCUGUGACAGCGGCGAUUGGCUGGUGGGGGGAGCAUGGAGGUGUGUGAUUGGUCAGCGCGUCCUGCUGCGUGCGGGCACCCGGACAUUGCUCGCAGGUCGGACCGCUCAGGCCGCGGGCGCAGCAGUCGUGCGAUGGCGGAAAUGCCGCUUCAGAAGAAGGGCAAGAAAAGCGAUGAUGGGAUUGGCAGCAUGGUGGAUUUCUUAUUGGCCAAUGCCCGGCUGGUACUUGGCGUGGGAGGAGCUGCCAUGCUGGGUAUUGCUACCUUGGCUGUGAAACGGCUUAUUGACCGGGCAGCUUCCCCUCCUGAUGAGAAAGACGUAGAGGAGAAAGCUGAGCAGAAGUCCAUAGAAGAAAGCUGGAAGGAGGCAGUCCUGAUGAAGGCCUCCCCCAAACUGGUGCGGAAAGCCAAACGUGCUGAUCUCAGUGCCGCCUUACCAGCCCCUGAGCCCAGCCCACCAGCAGCAGAGGAGGUUCCCACUGACCAGGACAAGCCAACCAUAGACGUGAAGACCAGUAGGUGCUUCACCUUACAGGAGAUACUACUAGACUAUCACACAAAUGAUGCCACUGAGCCGGAAGCAAGGACACAAGUGGUGAAACAACUGGUGCUGGAUAUACUGACUGAGCUGCAGGGUUUUCUGAAGGCUAAGCACCCAGAGAUGCCCUUCUCUGCCAUGCAGUUAGGGAGGUCCCUAGGCAAUGGUUUCCCCGUAUCCUCUUUGGACCAUGCUUGUUUGUUGCUUCCCUUGCUCCUGGAACCUGAUCUGUGGACAUUUGUACCGGGUCAGGAAACUAUCCUUAAUGACCCCCAGUUCUGGAUGAUUAAAAGAGUUAACCUGGAGUUCACGGCCCGGGGUAGCAGUCCUUGGGACAGGUUCAUGCUGGGAGGUUACCUCUCCACUAGGACAAUUUUAGAGACUUUGCACAAGACAAUCGUAGGGUCCAUCAACUGGCCGUCCAUAGGAACAGUGCUAGAUUGCACCAUACGACCAGUAGUUGCCCCUGAUGACCUUAAGCUAGAGGUGGAUCACCAGGAUUUCCAACUGACUAUCAACAUUCUCCCAACGGCUGCCACCAAAGAUGUUGUCCUUCACGCCUUCGCCCACUCAAUGGCUCCUGCCGAAAAUCUCUGGUGGCAAAGCUUCUACCGCGAGGAGAUCAGUCGGCUUCAGGAACUGGACAGUACCGAUGCUGGUGUCAGGCUGAAGUGCCUCCAAAUUAUUAAUAGUAUUUGCCGUAAGCGCCCCGGUCUUGGCCGACUGUCUCCAACACACUUGAGACACGUCCUCCUACAUGUCAGUAAAGACUCGUCUGAUUGGUCAGAGGCUGCUAUUGCUGAUCGAUUCCUGCAAAUCAUAGAAGCGCUCAUUGGAUACUUGGGUACUGGGUUCCUCCCGUGUUAUUUUAACGACAGACUCAACUUAUUUUCCUGUCUGAGUGAGGAGGACGUCGAUGAGCUGGGAUUUGGCCUGUACCAGAUAUUUUCCGAUCCUAACUCGUUGCUAAAAAAUGACUAAUGCUCUUUGGAUCUAUUAUCUGCUGCAGUGAUCAGAGGUACAUGAACUAAUAGGCACCAAUCAUGCACAAGCCGGAUCCAAUCCAAAGAUUUCUCAGCCAGGCGUGCGUUGCAGAAUCGCACUCUCUGAUUUAAUUUUUAUUGCUUUGUCUGAAGUUCUUUUCAGAUACCUGUGUCACACUCUCCCCAUGGUGACGGCCCUUUCAUAUCGCUCACCUAUUCAGCACUCGGGGUAGGGUAAUGCAGCGCACACCCCACUAGUAGGGUAUUGGCAGCAGAGUUGGUUCAUUUGUCAACCAGGAAGCUAUGGCCUGUUCUGCAUAGUAGUGUCAAUGUGUGGAGUCCCCAUUUUUGUUAAGGGCACUGCCCUUACUACCCUAUUGAAAGAGUGCUUUGCUGUUCCAAAAGAAUAGUCUAGUCAAUAUGCCCUGGAUUAUUUGGAGACAAUCUGGCUGUGCAUGCUGGGAAUUGUAGUUCAAGAUUCCACCAGGACUGUAGUUUGUUUAAUCGGUUGCAGAUGUCGCUUAAUGAAUUGUUUGCAGAUAAUCCUAUUCUGCUGCUGUUUGUUUCACUAGAACUGGAAGAGAAAUGGUAACCUGUUGGUAGCUGUACAUUGUUAUUUAUGCACCUUUUAUGUUUGUUUGUUUGUUUGUUUGAGCUUUUAACUUGUCAUACACUAAUUAUUAUUUCCUUUUUUUUUUUUAUGAAGUUUUGAGAUGGUUUUGCACAAAGAAGCAAUGGCUGUUUUCUGCCUUUGUUUUAUCUUGAUUGCAUUGGUGUUGGGUAAAAAAAUAAAUAAUGAAAUGUCCUUGCUUAAAUACCUGAAAGGUUAUGUUCAGCCCAUGAUUUCUUGGUGUCCCUGUUUGGCCACUCCUAGUACUGGGUUGUGGACAGAACGAGGCCAUGUUCAUCUUUAGAUUUUGUCCUUGAUCAAAUGAGACGAGCCAUAUAAUCUGAACAUGUUGGCAAAUGAUCCUGAUCUAAGUAUUUUCUUAUGUUUGGAUAAUUUGCUAAUUUAGUGUGAUACGUUAGUCUGUGCAGGAUUAUACAUUUAUGAAAACAUGACCUGCUGAGGGUAUCGCAGAAACCUGUGACUGUCCUGCUGUCUUUGCGUUACAAUGUUCUGUAUGCUCUGCCAUCUAGCAGGGACAGCUGCUGAGCCAGGUGGUAUUGUUUGUCCUCGGAGAGAACUCUGCCCUAGAAGCUGACUCACUCCUAUCUAUAGAAAGCGCAGGUCUUUACACACAACACGUAAUUGGGGUUAUUCGAUUUCUACAUGGCAGCACUUUAUAUGGGAUGGCACUAGUUUUGAUUAUUACUUUUAGAUGGCGUGGGGGGGGGGGGGUGACCCAUCUUUGUCGAUCAGCAUAGUGAAAGCAUAAACCGUUGUAGUUAAGCAGCAACUGUGGAACUACAACUAAAAGCAUGGCCUGCCAGCCAAACACAGCCUGUUAGGCUGGGACUUGUACUACCACACGGGCUGAAGCGCCCUCUAGUAAGCCACUUCUUCUUUUAAUACACACUGGCACUUACGUAACAGCCUGUGAGUUGCAAGGACUGCUGUUACUGGCCUUGUAGCCUGUUCAUAUAGAGUGGCAAUCCAUUUGUUUUGCCUUUUUAAAUUAUUGCUACAUGAAUUUUAUGGGUGAAAUUGCCAGAUUUGACAGUUCCUGCACCUCACGGGCUGCUAUGUAAGGGCAGGAGUGGUAGGUCUCUCGUGAAUAAGAGGAGUCGAAGUAAAAAUUAUUUUAGUGUCCUGUUUGGUUUUGGGGGUUUGUUGUGUUUUUUUUGUUUUGUUUUUUUUUAGAUGUGGAAAGUACAGCUACCGAAUCCUAUUCCUCACGCAAUCUGCAAACAGUGUGCCAAACUUAUAAACUAAUAUAUAGACUUGAAUGUAUAGUGUUCAUUCUAGCACCCUGCACCUUUCAAAAACCAUGCAGUUCUCCUUUGCUGCCUGGGGUGUCGCUCUCUGCUCUGGGGCUUCUCAGAACACUCUGGUCUAUAUCUCAGCACUGAAAUACAGACCAGAGUGUGCUGAGAAGCACCAGAGGAGAGAGCAACACCCCAGGCAAGAAAGAGGAACUGCACAUGUUUUGAAAGGUGCAGGGUGCUAGAAUGAACACUAAAUGUAUGAUGUGUACAUUGUGAUUGUAGCGUGUGUGUGUGGUCACUGGGAUAAACCAGGACAUUAUCUACAGGGACACAGAAGACGAAGUAUAGGAGUGUCUGUAUAACGCCUCUGUCUCUUUCCUUUAGGCGUAAGCUGAGUUCUGACUGUGGAUUUUGCUGCUCAAAAACUAUAUUUUUUAAAAACCAAACUAAAUUGUCAUAAUAAAGAUUCCAUUUAACGA
Messenger RNA from Pseudophryne corroboree (corroboree frog), 3910 nucleotides. RefSeq names its product mitochondrial elongation factor 2 (gene MIEF2). The record is from RefSeq and is a predicted model, not a curated record. Lineage: Eukaryota; Metazoa; Chordata; Amphibia; Anura; Myobatrachidae. Gene Ontology annotation, cellular component: mitochondrial outer membrane. The coding region runs from base 76 to 1560 and encodes 494 amino acids. The transcript has 4 exons. Gene Ontology annotation, biological process: positive regulation of mitochondrial fission; mitochondrion organization.